AGUGGCGUGGAUGUUUUUCAAUUGUGUUGAUUUGUAUCAACAAAUACAAUUUUGACGUUGUCAUUAUCAUCAUCAUCAUAAUAAUCAUCAUCAUCAGUUUGAUGAUUUUUCUGGUGGAAUAUUUUCGAUUUUCAAUCUGAUCUGAUCGUCAUUAUCGUUCUCAUCAUAACAAUGGCUGAAAUUUCAAAAAAUGAAGCAUCGACAACGGCGACAAAUUCACAGCUAAAAUGUAAAUGUUAUAAAUUAUAUAUUGAAACAAUGAGUAUGGAAAUUGAUUCAAAAUUAUUAUAUCAAUUAAAUAAUGAACAUUUACAAAAACGUCGAUCGAAAAUCGAAUCAUAUCAAAAUUCAUUUGUUGAAAUUCAAUUAUCAUUAUUAACUAUUGAAAAUUUCGAUACUAUUGAUCCAAUUGAAAAUGAUCAUUCAUUGCUGAAAAUGUUGACAACGAUUGGAAAAACAUUGAAUUCAAUGUUAACAAUGAUUGAUUUGGCAAUUGAAAAUCGUCAACAGCAGCAACAACAGCAACAAAAAUUUAUGGAAAACAUAAAUAAUCAUGGCUAUUAUUCACCAUCAAUUCGUCAUGAUAUUGAUCGUUUAGAAUUGAUCAGUCAAUUUGGUGAUAAUGAUGAUUAUGAUGAUGAUUCAAUGUCGAUUAAAACAACCGAUUGUCGUUCGGUUUAUGAUUUCGAUGAUUAUCAUUCUCAACAUAAACAAUCACAUAAUCUUGUUCCAAAUGAUCGUCAUAAUUUUUCAAUGUCAUUAUCAAAUCUUAAGCAAUUCGGUCCGGAUAAAUCAAUUCGACGUUUCAAUAACAAUGUUGAUAGUCAAUCAAUCAAUGGUGUUUCCAACGAUCAUAUUCUAUCACCAUCCUCAUCUUCCAUUUAUUUAACACCUUUAUCAACAUUUUCAUCAUCAUCAACUGCUCCCAUCGCUAAUCAUAAUUCGAAAUUGAAUCUUGAGCCAAAUGUUUCUGUUUUGGGUGAUGUUCAACCAGAAAAAAAUGAUCAAAACAAAUUAACAGCAACAAUAACAGCUACUGCAACGACAACAACAACAGCAACAAGUAAAACAUCUCAACCAUCAACGUCAUCAUCAACAUUGUCAAAACCGAAUUCAACAACAACAACAACAACGAAAAAAAUGCAAAACAAUCAGGAUUUUAUAUUUACAUUCAAACAGAUAAUCAAACAAAUCGAUACAAUACCGACAAACAGUUCGGAAACAAAACAUUUAGAUUAUUUAAGUGCAAAAAUUCAUAAUCUACCUAUUAAUAACAUGGAAAGAAUGGAUUUAAUGGUUGAUGAAUUAUAUCGACUAUUAAUCGAAUCAAUUUAUAUGAAUAAUUUUCCAUUAUAUUUAAAAUUAUUGUUUCGAAUAUUGAAUAUUUCGGUUAAACGACCUCCACAACCGCAGCAACAAAAUGGACAACAGCAAUCACCACAACAACAACAACAACAAAAUGGACAAAUCACUAAAUAUUCAAUACGUGAUUCAUUGAUGAAAAAAUGUGAUCAAAUAUUUUUCAAUAAACAACAACAACAAUCGAAUAAUAGCAGUUUCAAGAUGGAUGCAAAUUAUUCAUUAACAAUGGAAAAAUUAGAAUCAUAUGGUUGUUAUUUAUUUGAAACAAUCGUUUCAGAAAGAAGAAAUUAUUUAGCCAAUAUACGGUUAAUGUCACAAUUAUUUCGUAAUAAUUCAUUUGAUCAAAAACGUUUAUAUCCAUAUCUUAAAUAUUUAAUUAUCGAUAAUGUUGGUGUACAUUUUUAUCUGGAAUGUUUUAUUAUAAUGAUUGUUGGCAUCGGUGUUGGACCAUUAAGUGGUUUAUAUAAACAAAAAAAUUGGACAAUUCGUUAUGAAAUUUUUAAUCGUUUCUGUUUGAAUAAAUAUCAUAAUUUGGAUCAAUCGAUACGUAAUGCUGCACAAUUUAUUUGUCAAUUGGAAAAACGUUGUUGGAAAUUGUAAUUUUAUUUAAAAAAAAAAAAAAAA
Molecule: messenger RNA, 1986 nt
Organism: Dermatophagoides pteronyssinus (European house dust mite)
Lineage: Eukaryota; Metazoa; Arthropoda; Arachnida; Sarcoptiformes; Pyroglyphidae
Source: RefSeq, a predicted model, not a curated record